GGGUUAAACAAUAAGAUAUUUUAUAUUUUUAGGUAAAAAAAAAUAUUAAUUUUAACUUUUAAAACUCCUAAUUGUUAAAUAGUGUUAGUAAAAUAAGUAAAGUUUGAUUUAAUCGUCGAGAUAACUAAGAAAAACACCGUAAAAGCAAAGUAUUUUUUAAUUUAAUCAAAAAAAAGAAGGCAACACACAUAUAGCACUCUCUGUACUACACACAUAGGCGACGACGACGAAAAAAAAAGAGAAAAAUUUUGUCAAGUUUUGAAAUCCCUAGAAAUAAUAACUAAGUUUUAAGGUACAGAACAAGAUGAAAAUGGACAUGGAGCAAGAUGACGAAAAAGGCAAACUUUUCGUCGGCGGACUUUCAUGGGAGACAACACAGGAGAAUCUGAGCAAAUACUUUAGUCGAUUUGGCGAUGUAAUUGACUGUGUGGUGAUGAAAAAUAGUGAGACGGGUCGUUCCCGAGGCUUUGGAUUCGUGACAUUUGCUGAUCCCAAUAAUGUUGAUCGCGUCUUACAAAAUGGACCUCAUAACUUGGAUGGCAGAACAAUCGAUCCAAAACCCUGCAAUCCACGCACGUUGCAAAAACCCAAACGAGGACAAGGAUAUCCGAAGGUAUUUUUGGGCGGUUUGCCUUCGAACAUCACCGAAACAGAUUUGCGACACUUUUUCGGGCGCUUCGGCAAAGUCAUGGAAGUUGUCAUCAUGUACGAUCAAGAGAAGAAAAAGAGUCGCGGUUUCGGAUUUUUGUCGUUCGAAGACGAGGCAUCUGUGGAUCGUGUCACAUCCGAACAUUAUCUCAAUUUGAACGAACAAGUUGAAGUGAAAAAGGCAGAACCGCGCGAAGGGCAGCAAAAGAACAUGAAUCACGAGCAACAUUCGCAAUGGGGCGCCCAAGGACACGGACAACAAAUGUCGAACUUUAACACGCCAAUGGGUCCGAAUGGGCAAACGAUGAACGGACCUCCCAUGAAUAUGCAAAUGGGCACGAAUGCGAUGAUGCAAAGUUGGGGAACGCCGCCGACGCAACAGCAAAAUUACGGUUACGGGAAUCCGAAUACGGCGUAUCAGGGCGCCCAUCAAUGGGGACCGCCGCCACAGGGACCUCCGCCGCAUCAAUGGGGCAAUUCGUAUACGCCAGCAGCAGCUGCUGCCGCGCAACAGCAACAGAAUCAGGGUUACGGGAAUUACGGAGGUCCCACAGGACCAACAGGCAGCAAUAGUUGGAAUUCGUGGGGAAUGCAACCAAAUUCUAGCUCAACUGGAUCAGGAGGUGAUAUGUACUCCCGACCUCAAACAGGUCCAACGGGAAAUAAUCAAGGAAAUCCAAUUCCGACAGUACAAUCUGCUCCAGCUCCUUCAAAGCCAACAGAUUUCAAUGCUUACAACGCUGGAUAUGCUGGAUAUGGUACAGAAAACACAUAUCCUCCGCCAAGCGCACGUUAUGGCGCAAGUGAAGCCGCUCCUCCAUACAUUACAGCUGCUUCAGCUGGCAAAAUGGAUUUCUUUUAAA
Molecule: messenger RNA, 1511 nt
Organism: Culicoides brevitarsis
Lineage: Eukaryota; Metazoa; Arthropoda; Insecta; Diptera; Ceratopogonidae
Product: heterogeneous nuclear ribonucleoprotein 27C-like
Biological process (GO): regulation of translation
Molecular function (GO): mRNA binding
Source: RefSeq, a predicted model, not a curated record